This is a messenger RNA of Glycine soja, 994 nucleotides long. Its product is annotated as RNA polymerase II subunit A C-terminal domain phosphatase SSU72. Gene Ontology annotation, biological process: termination of RNA polymerase II transcription. The coding region runs from base 177 to 758 and encodes 193 amino acids. Gene Ontology annotation, molecular function: RNA polymerase II CTD heptapeptide repeat phosphatase activity. NCBI's taxonomy places the organism in Eukaryota, Viridiplantae, Streptophyta, Magnoliopsida, Fabales, Fabaceae. The record is from RefSeq and is a predicted model, not a curated record. The transcript has 4 exons. Gene Ontology annotation, cellular component: mRNA cleavage and polyadenylation specificity factor complex; nucleus.
UAAUUUGGUCUAGCUCAUGUGCCCUAAGUCCCCAACUACGCCAUUCAUUGCUUGUGUUGGGAGCUGUUCUGUUUUCUUCUCCACUUCAAAUCAGCGUCUCAGUUUCAAAGCAAACAUCGACAACAACAAACUAGAAAGAAAGAAAGGAACACGAAACCUCAAAAAAGCAGAACACCAUGAAGUUUCGGUACGCGAUGGUGUGUUCUUCGAACCAGAACCGAAGCAUGGAGGCUCAUUUCCUGCUCAAGAGGCAGGGCUUCGACGUGUCCUCGUACGGCACCGGUGCCCACGUUAAGCUCCCUGGUCCUUCCCUCAGAGAACCCAAUGUCUACGACUUCGGAACCCCCUACAAGCACAUGAUCGAGGACCUCCGCAGAAAAGACCCCGAUCUCUACAAACGAAACGGAAUCUUUCCAAUGCUUAAAAGAAAUUCAACAGUCAAAUUAGCACCGCAACGGUGGCAAGAAAAUGCCGCUGAUGGUUCCUUUGAUGUGGUAGUUACAUUUGAAGAAAAAGUGUUUGAUAUGGUUAUUGAAGAUCUCCAUAAUAGAGAUCAUGCUUUAUUGAAAACUGUGCUGGUAAUCAACUUGGAGGUAAAAGAUAACCACGAUGAAGCAGCCGUGGGAGCAAGGCUUACUUUAGAUCUCUGUCGGGAGAUUGAAGCUGCUGAAUCAUGGGAAGAGUCAAUUGAUGAAAUUAUUGCUGGUUUUGAGAAUAAACAUCGGCGGAAGCUUUUGUACAGCAUCUCCUUCUACUAAAAUUACCCCAGUCUCCCAAGAAAAAUUAGUGACCCAUUUUUGUAAAUUUGACAUGUAGAUCUCGUUUGAAAACUAAUGUAUUGGAUGUUGUGCAUUAAAAUUUAGUAGGAUUAAACUACCAAACGAUAAAAUGAUUGUUGCCUACCUGUUUUAUCUGUUCAUUCGGCUAUCUGGCAUGGAUUUUUUUUUUUUUCUUUUUAGUAAAGUGAUCAAGAUGUGUGAUGAGUUUAUUGAUU